Messenger RNA from Merops nubicus (carmine bee-eater), 593 nucleotides. RefSeq names its product splicing factor 3A subunit 2-like. Gene Ontology annotation, biological process: spliceosomal complex assembly. Lineage: Eukaryota; Metazoa; Chordata; Aves; Coraciiformes; Meropidae. Gene Ontology annotation, cellular component: nucleus; U2-type prespliceosome; catalytic step 2 spliceosome. The record is from RefSeq and is a predicted model, not a curated record. Gene Ontology annotation, molecular function: zinc ion binding; nucleic acid binding.
UCUCUGGCAGCAGCUGAGGCCCAGGGGUGCCCACCAUGGAUUUCCAGCACCGCCCAGGGGGUAAGACGGGCAGCGGGGGCGUCGCCUCCGCCUCCGAGAGCAACCGGGACCGCCGGGAGAGGCUCCGGCAGCUGGCCCUGGAGACCAUCGACAUCAACAAGGACCCUUAUUUUAUGAAAAAUCACUUGGGCUCCUAUGAAUGCAAGCUUUGCCUAACGCUGCACAACAACGAGGGAAGUUACUUAGCACAUACCCAGGGGAAGAAGCAUCAGACCAAUUUGGCCCGCCGAGCUGCCAAGGAAGCCAAGGAGGCCCCUGCCCAGCCUGCACCAGAGAAGGUCAAAGUGGAAGUGAAGAAAUUUGUGAAAAUUGGGCGACCAGGUUACAAAGUGACCAAACAGAGAGAUCCAGAAACAGGCCAGCAGAGCCUCCUCUUCCAGAUCGAUUACCCGGAGAUUGCAGAGAGCAUCAUGCCCCGGCACCGCUUCAUGUCUGCCUACGAGCAGAGGAUCGAGCCGCCCGACCGGCGCUGGGGACCGGGUGACCAGUACCUGCUGAUGGCAGCAGAGCCCUACGAGACCAUCGCCUUCAAG